Ochotona princeps (American pika) is the source of this 1992-nucleotide messenger RNA. It is a transcript of the gene ZKSCAN1, whose product is annotated as zinc finger with KRAB and SCAN domains 1. Gene Ontology annotation, biological process: regulation of transcription by RNA polymerase II. The transcript has 6 exons. Gene Ontology annotation, molecular function: RNA polymerase II cis-regulatory region sequence-specific DNA binding; DNA-binding transcription factor activity, RNA polymerase II-specific. Lineage: Eukaryota; Metazoa; Chordata; Mammalia; Lagomorpha; Ochotonidae. The record is from RefSeq and is a predicted model, not a curated record. The coding region runs from base 223 to 1920 and encodes 565 amino acids.
CUUUGUGACUCAUUGUGUCUGUGUGGAGGCGUCGGGAGGGCCUAGGUGUGCGUGCGGUUCCCUGCGGCCGGCCUGCUCCCCGCCGUCUGCUCCCCAAUCUCGCCAGCGCCCCCGGGCCGCUCCCGGGGCUCACGGACUAAUAGAGAAACACUGUUGAAUAUCCCCUGGUACAGAAAAGUGAGCACAGACCCCACGUGGAUCGAGUGUGUCCCCUGGGCCUGAAUGAUGACUGCUGAGUCCAGGGAAGCCACGGGUCUGUCCCCACAGACUGCACAGGAGAAGGAUGGCAUCGUGAUAGUGAAGGUGGAAGAAGAAGAGGAGGACCACGUGUGGGGGCAGGACUGCAGCCUGCAGGAGACACCCCCUCCCGACCCAGAGGUGUUCCGCCAACGUUUCCGGCGCUUCUGUUACCAAAACACUUUCGGACCCCGAGAGGCUCUGAGCCGACUGAAGGAACUUUGUCAUCAGUGGCUGCGGCCAGAGAUAAACACCAAGGAGCAGAUCCUGGAGCUGCUGGUGCUGGAGCAGUUCCUUUCCAUCCUGCCCAAGGAGCUCCAGCUCUGGCUGCAGGAAUACCGGCCCGACAGUGGAGAGGAGGCCGUGACCCUUCUAGAAGACUUGGAGCUGGAUCUGUCUGGACAGCAGGUCCCAGGUCAAGUGCAUGGACCUGAAAUGCUCGCCAGGGGGAUGGUGCCUCUGGAUCCCGUUCAGGAAUCCUCAAGUUUUGACCUUCAUCAUGAGGCUGCCCAGUCCCAUUUCAAGCAGUCAUCUCGGAAACCCCGCCCAUUGCAGUCACGGGGUAAGAAGCAAGCCCUCCCUGGCAGCCACAUCCCUGCCCCGCAUCAUGAGGGGAGUCCCAGAGAACAGGCAGUGGCAUCUGCACUGUUGACGGCAGAUUCCCAGGCUAUGGUGAAAAUUGAGGAUAUGGCCGUGUCCCUCAUCCUGGAGGAAUGGGGAUGCCAGAACCUGGCUCAGAGGAAUCUAAACAGGGACAACAGGCAGGAGAAUUAUGGGAACACAUUUCCCCAGGGUUGUAAAACCAGGAAUGAGAAUGAGGAGUCCACCUCAAAGACCGAAGCCAGGGAAGACUCAGCAUCACGUAGUCAGCCAGCAGGAAGAUUCCAGAAAGAGUCUGGAGAAAAACGUGAACAGCCGGGCAGAACUGUAGACAGGCAGCAGAGAAAUCUGGAAGAUAAAAUUGGAAAAGAAAAGAGAGAUUCAGGUCCAACGACAGGCAAGGAUAAAAAACCCACCCCAGGAGAAAGGGGUCCAAGGGAGAAGGGGAAGGGACUGGGAAGAAGCUUCAGUCUGAGUUCCAACUUCAACACCACUGAAGAAGCCCCAGCAGGAAAGUCUCACAGAUGUGAUGAAUGUGGUAAGUGCUUCACAAGAAGUUCAAGCCUUAUUCGCCAUAAAAUAAUCCACACUGGAGAAAAACCCUAUGAAUGUAGUGAGUGUGGAAAAGCCUUCAGUCUUAAUUCCAACCUUGUUCUGCAUCAAAGAAUCCACACAGGAGAAAAACCACAUGAAUGUAAUGAGUGUGGCAAAGCCUUCAGUCACAGUUCCAAUCUCAUCCUCCAUCAGCGCAUCCACUCUGGAGAGAAACCUUAUGAAUGUAAUGAGUGUGGGAAAGCGUUCAGUCAAAGCUCAGACCUCACUAAACAUCAGCGAAUCCACACGGGGGAGAAACCCUAUGAAUGUGGUGAAUGUGGAAAGGCUUUCAACCGAAACUCAUACCUUAUUUUGCAUCGAAGAAUUCACACCCGAGAAAAGCCCUAUAAGUGUACUAAAUGUGGCAAGGCCUUCACCCGGAGUUCAACUCUUACCCUGCACCACAGAAUACAUGCCAGAGAGCGAGCCUCGGAGUACAGCCCGGCCUCCCUCGAUGCAUUUGGAGCAUUCCUAAAGAGUUGUGUGUAAAGCAAGCAUCUCUCAUCAAGCCAUUUCCCCAUUUUGUUUGUAAAAUUAUUUCAGAAAUGUGCGCCCAUGGAG